Molecule: messenger RNA, 1182 nt
Organism: Fundulus heteroclitus (mummichog)
Lineage: Eukaryota; Metazoa; Chordata; Actinopteri; Cyprinodontiformes; Fundulidae
Gene: psmd10
Product: proteasome 26S subunit, non-ATPase 10
Exons: 5
Coding region: 130-810 (226 amino acids)
Molecular function (GO): protein binding
Source: RefSeq, a predicted model, not a curated record
CGGAACCAGGCGGAAGUAGCGCUCAUAAUUUCCUGAGUCAUCCUCCUGCGUUUGAAACCGGCCAACCGGAGCUUUUUUUUUGCGCAGGAUUCAGCAGCUUUUUAACGUCAGGUGUAAACGCGCCGAGCGAUGGCGGGCUCCGUGUCUAACGUGGAGGUCUGUAACUUGGCGUUCAGCGGCCAGCUGGAGGAAUUAAGACAGGCCAUCCUGUCCGAGAAAGCCCUCGCCAGCAAAGCGGACCAGGACGGCAGGACCGCUCUCCACUGGGCUUGCUCCGCCGGACACACCGAGGUGGUGGAGUUUCUGCUCAGCCUGGGAGUCGAGGUCAACCUGCAGGACGACGCCGCAUGGACCCCUCUGCACAUCGCCGCAUCCGCAGGCAGAGAGGACAUCGUGAGGUCCCUGAUCGGCAAAGGAGCCCAGCUGAAUUCAGUCAACCAAAACGGAUGCACCCCUCUGCACUAUGCCGCCUCUAAAGACAGAUAUGAGAUCGCCUUGCUGCUGCUGGAAAACGGAGCCGACCCCAACGCCACCGACAAGCUGGACUCCACUCCCCUGCACAGAGCGUCGGCCAAGGGCAACCACCGCCUCAUCCAGCUGCUGCUCAAGCAAAGCGCCUCGACGAACAUCCAGGACUCGCAGGGCAACACGGCACUCCAUCUCGCAUGUGACGAGGAACGGGUGGAAGCCGCCAAGUUGCUGGUAGAACACGGUGCCAGCAUUUAUAUCGAGAACAAGGAGGAGAAGACCCCGCUCCAGAUGGCCAAGGGCGGCUUGGGGAACAUACUGCGUCGGAUCGUGGAGGGGUGAUGCGUUCGCUGACUCGUUGGUCGGGUUUUGGCUAAAACCUCCAACGUCGCAUCCUGGUGAAAGCUGCCAUCGCUUUCAGUCCUUCUUGAGCAGGCCUGUUGUUGUUGUUUUUUGGUGUGAUCAGUGACACGUGAAAGAGGCAACGGUGACUGAGAAGAGGGUGGGUCUGUUCUGGAGCCUGAUCAGUACGUCCUUUUGGGGCUUUUAAACUGAUAUGUCUGAAAAGGCUAAGGACAGUCUUCCUAGCAACAGUGCGUUUUCUGUAAAAAUUGAAGUAUAGAAAUGGGGCAAAAAGGAAAGAGUGGCGAUAACAUCUGGUUGGAAUAAACUUCUUGCAUCCGAAUAAAAAUCAAUGCGUUGAUUGUUGUUGCA